AUGGCGGAGGAAGAUCCUAUCCUACAACGACUGGUGCAGCGGGCUCUUGAACCCACAGUCCGAGUAGCUCUUGACAUGCUUCCACCCUCAUGCGUCACCCUAGACGCGCGGUUCACCAUCACAUACGAAACAGAACCAGGCAUCAAUUUCCACGUGGGAUUCAGCCUCUUAGACAAGAACUACGAUGCAGGGUAUGUUACCACAUGGGAAGUUCUGCGGACAGUUCCACUAGCCGAGCAGCAGCUGCCUCCACUUUCUGAGAGAACCGAAAGAAACCCUCGCCCGCGCGUGCAUAUCUCCCAAGCAGUGACUAAGUUCGGUGGCGGUAAAGCCACAACGACGACUCUUUACGACGCAGCAGGUGGUGUCUCUCUUUCGCUUCCCGCCGUGAGCAAUGCUGGCUGCGCUCCCUCAACUGUUGCUGCGGAUAAAAGCGAGGACUGCGACGCUCCUCGGCGUCAGCUCGUCACCGCUACUGGCUCCGUGGCGAUAGAGAACCUUCCGUUCUCGUGGACACUUUGUCAGCAAGUGGCGAAUGAGGUCAUGACCGUUACCCUGGGGCGCAAGGAUGAUGGCAGCGUCGAGCAAAUGCCCAAGGCUGCCACGAAUGGCGGCGCCACUCAAAGAGGAGAAAACCUGGCGGCGGCAAAGAAGGGGGGGGGUAAAACCGGGACACCGACGAAUACCAACGUAGCCAGCGGAAAAGACAAAGGGAAGCUGAGGAGUACGAAGGAAGUGAAGGCGCUUCCUGCCUUCGAAACGUAUCGCCAGGAACAAAUCCGCGUUGGGAGUCUUCUCCUACUUUCCGACGCAGGAUCGGUAAAGCCUUGUCAGCAGGGCAAACAGACUUUCGCUGAGCUGGAAGGUGUCCGAAGCUUCGAGCUCGAGUUGUUUUGUUCUCAAGCGCCUCUUUCUGCUGCAUUCCGAGAACUGGUCAACCCCGUAUGCAUCACAUUCCUUGGCGCGCGAAGAAUCCCAAUUCCGUUUCCACGUGCUUCGUUACAUGUCUCUGAAGGCAGCGAUACUGCUUUGGACGAUGGCGUCAGCACUGAACCUCCCACGCAUGACGAAGGCUCUAGCCUCCCCCACUGGCGAUCCCCUGGAUGUCCGGGAAAUGCGAAACCCGCUGCACACGCGGAAUCACGUUGGUUUCCGAAUAACUUCAUCGCAACGCCUGCCGAAACCGUUGUUUUUUCGGGGCCGGGCGCGGAUAAUCUCCGCUGUGCGGACGUUUCGUGGAACCACGAUGCCAUUGUCUUCUGGGGGCCAGCGGUGGUGAACCAGAUGGCUCUUCGCCGUUUCCUGGAGCACUUCACUUUCACUGUCGAACUGCAUGACCAAGAUGUCCUUGCCACGGAUACGAAAGACGCGGUGAACGGGCUGUCGCCAGCAACGGUGAGACUCACAGCGGCCCUUGGUACAUCGCAAGGCACUCUUGAGGCAAAGCACGGACGGUUUUCAUCACCGGGAACCGCGGUUGCCACAUCCCUGCAUUCCAAACUGGAGCCUGCCUCCGCCACCUCUACCGGUGGAACAGCAGACGAGUCCAACAGAGGCCCACGAUUCACAUGCCUUUCUUCAACUGGUCCCUCGCUGGCUUGUUCAAGAAACGCCAGCGAGCGGAGCUCGCGUGCUUGCUCUACAGUGCGCGCCUCUGCAUCGGGAACGAAAGCCAAACACUCACUACGGACGGAAGGAUCCUGGGAGAGCGGUGGCCUCGAGAGGCGCAUCGUACGACCCUAUGGUGUGGCAAACUUUCAGCUUCAGGACUUGCUUCUGCACGGCCUCAAACAGGUGGAACUCAUAUCGGAUGUGUUUCCUUUAUUGGGGACCGGGCACGAAUCUGCGGCAGGACAAACGCCGCUUCUAACGGAUGAGGCAGCCAGCAAUCUGCUGGCCUGCCCGACUGACUUCCUGACUUCCCGAUGCCUUCCAGGGAAGGCGAGAUACGUCGCCACGAGAUACCUCGACUACGGCACCCAAGUUAAGCUGAGAGUGCGGCUGAGCGAACCUCUACCAUCGAUCGCGGAAAUACUCUUGCUCAGCCGCCACGCUGGAAGAGUGAGUUACAACUAUGAGAGCCUGGCACUCUUGCGUUCUUUGCAGCUCAGGCCUCGACGAUGGCCUACUCUCUAG
Molecule: messenger RNA, 2136 nt
Organism: Besnoitia besnoiti
Lineage: Eukaryota; Apicomplexa; Conoidasida; Eucoccidiorida; Sarcocystidae
Exons: 2
Coding region: 1-2136 (711 amino acids)
Source: RefSeq, a predicted model, not a curated record